AUGCCGCCCAAGGUGAUCCAACCACCGAGGUGGCGGGAGAGCGCCAUCCACCACCUUCCCGAUGCCGACCUAGACCUUUUCUUCCGUAUACUGCGCUUCGUCUCCACCUACCCGCAGUUUGCCACCCUCAAGAAGGCCACGGAGUGCCCCAACACCGCCGAUCGCAGCCCACCCACCACGUUCUCCACGCCGGUCAGCAGUAGCAGCGCGCCUUUGGAUCGGAAGGGCAUGCAAACCGGGACCAGCACCUCCGUGAACAACCGAAUUCAGAUGCCGCCCGUGCUGCGGGAGCCACUGGAGAAGUUCCGCAUGAUGGCGACGAAUCUGCCCAUCGAUCAGGAAGGACUUCAUGCAGCGCGCAAGAUCGUGUGUGAGCUGCUCGAAGAGCUCUGUGACGAGCUUGCAGAUCCUGUCAUCACGAAGGAGCUGCAGCAGAAGGUGCUGUUGACGGGCGAGAGAAAGACCCCGGGAAGCUCGAGCAGCAGUGGCGCGCCGGGUAGCUCAGCUGUGGAGUGCGGUGCCAUCUGUAGUUCAAGCAACUUUGGCAUCCAUACCCUCCACCAGAUGCACGAGAUUGUCCCUGGCCUGUGGUGCAGCUCCUACCACCCAGCGACGGAUCUCAAUCUGAUGCAGCGCCACGGCAUCACUCAUGUGUGCUGCUGCAUUGACACGCAGCCACGAUUCCCAAAGGACUUUGUGUACAUGACGCUCUCAGCCGACGACCGCCCGGACUAUGACAUGUCGUCACACUUUGCACGCACCUUUGAGUUUAUUGAGAACGCGCUGGUGAAGAAUCACGGUGGGGUGCUUGUGCAUUGCGGUGCCGGCAUCUCUCGCGCGCCGACGGUGGUAUCAGCUUAUCUGAUGCGGAAGCUGCGUCUCAGCUCGUCUGCUGCCAUUCAUCUUGUGCAGCAACACCGCCCGUGUGCGUCGCCGAACAUUGGCUUCUGGAAGCAGCUACGCGAGUACGGCACACAAAUAGGCGUGGAUGAGCAGGUGCCGGGGGCGCGUAGGGAGCUGGCGAGCGAGAGCUUCUCGCGUGCGGUGAAUGUACUAAGGAAGCUUUAG
Messenger RNA from Leishmania braziliensis MHOM/BR/75/M2904, 1068 nucleotides. RefSeq names its product putative dual specificity protein phosphatase. The transcript has a single exon. The record is from RefSeq and is a predicted model, not a curated record. Gene Ontology annotation, biological process: protein dephosphorylation. Gene Ontology annotation, molecular function: protein tyrosine/serine/threonine phosphatase activity. NCBI's taxonomy places the organism in Eukaryota, Euglenozoa, Kinetoplastea, Trypanosomatida, Trypanosomatidae. The coding region runs from base 1 to 1068 and encodes 355 amino acids. Gene Ontology annotation, cellular component: cytosol.